Molecule: messenger RNA, 230 nt
Organism: Racocetra persica
Lineage: Eukaryota; Fungi; Glomeromycota; Glomeromycetes; Diversisporales; Gigasporaceae
Source: the annotation of a GenBank genome assembly
CUGCAUUGGAACAGCAAGAAGGAAAAAAGAAUGUUCUUUGGUCAGAUGAAAAGUAUUUUUGUUUAAUUCAUCCUAAUCUAUACCAGUACGUAUGGAGAAUGCCACAUGAAGAGUUUGAUGAUGAUUGCCUUGUUCUGGCAAUUAAAUCUAAAGGGGUUAUGAUGUGGGGAUAUUUUUCUUGGUGGGGUCCUGGCCCUCUUGUCCCUUCAGGACCAAUACCCCAACGGUAA